Molecule: messenger RNA, 2958 nt
Organism: Triticum turgidum subsp. durum (durum wheat)
Lineage: Eukaryota; Viridiplantae; Streptophyta; Magnoliopsida; Poales; Poaceae
Source: the annotation of a GenBank genome assembly
AUGGCUGCACCGAACAAGUUGCUCUUCCUGAUCAUCAUCCUAGCUACGGCCUCUUCCAUCGACAGCGCGACCGAAAGAUUCAACGGGAGCUGCGUCCCGGCCGAGAGGGCCGCGCUGCUCUCCUUCAAGGCAGGCAUCACAGGCGAUCCGGACGAUCGCCUCGUCUCAUGGCAGCGAGGUGCGCACGACUGCUGCAGGUGGAGCGGCGUCAUCUGCAGCCGCCGGACAGGCCACGUCGUCAAGCUCGACCUCCACUAUGAUUUUUCAUUUGAGGAUUUUCUAUCAUCCAGUGAUGACCCUGAAGACCACUCGCUGCGCGGACAGGUAUCCUCUUCGCUGCUUGCUCUCUCGCAUCUCAGGCAUCUAGACCUGAGCGGGAAUAUUGUCCUCGGAGCUGGAAUGGCUAUGCCGGGAUUUCUGGGCUCUCUUCCAAGUUUGACUUAUCUCAACCUCUCCGAAAUGGGAUUUCAUGGUAGAGUGCCUCCUCAGCUCGGCAACCUCUCCAAACUGGUACAACUUGACAUUAGAAAUUAUUACAAUUAUCAUAUUUUAUACUCAGACGACAUAUCUUGGUUAGCGCGUCUCCAGUCGCUAGAUCAUCUUAACAUGGGCUACAUCAACCUGAGCAGAGUCGUUGACUGGGUCUAUGUGGUCAAUGCACUUCCCAAUUUGGUUGCACUGAUUCUCCAUUUUUGUUGGCUUAAUGAGAGUAAUGUUCCAUCAUCAUUUAUACAACACAACCUUACAGUUCUUGAGGAGGUUGACCUCUCUUUUAACAAUUUCUAUAGUCCGGCUGUACCUAACUGGUUGUGGGAUGUAAAUGGCCUCAAGAGCCUUAACCUAGAGGCUAAUGAACUAUCAUGCCCGUUUCCUAACAAGCUGGGAAACUUGACCUUGUUAGAGACACUUAACAUUGCAGGAAACAACGUCCAAGGGAUAAUACCUGGAACAAUGCAAAAUAUGUGUAAUCUAAGGUCUCUAGAUCUCAGUGCCAACAACAUCGACAUGGACAUAACAGAGGUAAUAGACAGAAUACCCAACUGUUCUUGGAAGCAUUUGCAAGAGCUGAAUCUGAGAUAUGCCAACAUCACUGGCACGACAUUACAGUUUGUGUCAAAUCUAACUAGCUUAACCAUGUUUGAUGUCAGCGAAAACCAAUUGAGUGGUCCGGUGCCUGUGGAGAUUGGCACGCUUACAAAUUUGACUCACUUAUACCUUGGAAGCAACAACUUGAUUGGUGUGCUGUCAGAAGAUCAUUUUGCUGGUUUGAUGAAUUUAAAGUACAUUGACUUAUCUCACAAUAAUUUGGAACUUGUUAUUGAUUUGCAUUGGGUGCCUCCGUUCAGCUUGGAUGUGGCAUCAUUUCCAUCUUGUCAUUUGGGUCCCCAAUUUCCUGAAUGGCUUCAAUGGCAGAAGAGCAUCCGUUAUCUUGAUAUUUCAAACAAUGGUCUAGUUGGUCGGAUCCCAGAUUGGUUUUGGACUAGCUUUUCUGAAGCUCGGCAUUUAGACAUCUCCAUGAACCAACUUAGUGGUGACUUACCACUCAAUCUGGAGUUCAUGUCAAUGAUUACACUUUCAAUGCGGUCAAAUCUACUAACUGGCUUGAUACCCAAGUUACCAACAACAGUUGUGGUACUGGACAUAUCCAUGAACUCUCUAAAUGGGUUUGUGUCGGAUUUCCGAGCUCCACAACUUCAGGUUGCUGUUCUGUUUUCCAAUUCAAUAUCCGGGGCUAUUCCGACGUCAAUUUGUGAAAUGCAACAAUUGCGGAUCUUAGAUCUUUCGAACAAUCUGCUUUCAAAGGAACUUCCUGAUUGUGGCCGGAAUGAGCCGAAGCAACGUAACCCAUCUAGCAGCAACUUUUCGAGAGUCAAGACAAUGAGUUCUUUCAGUUUGAGAAUCACUACUCUUCUCCUUAGCAACAAUAGUUUUUCAAGCAGAUUUCCUUUGUUCCUACGACAAUGUCCAAGUCUUAUUUGUCUCGAUCUAACUCAAAACCGAUUCACUGGAGAGUUACCUGGAUGGAUUGGUGAAGUCAUGCAUGGUUUGGUUAUUCUACGGUUAAGAUCAAACAACUUUUCUGGUCACAUUCCGGUUGAAAUAAUGGAACUCCAUGAUGUUCGUAUUCUGGAUCUAUCCAAUAAUAACUUUUCUGGGGCCAUACCACAAUAUGUGAAAAACAUGAAAGCUUUGACUGGCACUGCUACUGCUAAUGAUUCAAUAGCUUAUGACAUUUUAUUUGAAGGGUACCGUGACAAGUAUUUGGCAAGUGGUAUGGGACUGUCUAAUGAUAGCUUCUUGGUGGUGAUAAAAGGGCAAGUGCUUGAGUACAGGAAGAAUAUCUUAUAUUUGAUGAGCAUUGAUUUGUCUUGCAAUAGUUUGACCGGAGAAAUCCCAGAUGAACUAAGCUCCCUUGGUGGUCUCAUAAGUUUGAAUCUAUCAUCAAACUUGUUGAGUGGAAAUAUCCCAUAUAAGAUUGGCAACCUUCGAUCGCUGGAAUCUCUUGACCUGUCAAAGAACAAACUUGGUGGUGAAAUUCCUCAGGGCUUAUCAGAUUUGACAUACCUGAGCUAUUUAAACUUGUCAUACAAUAAUCUGUCUGGAAGAAUACCCACGGGGCAUCAACUGGACAUCCUCAAGACAGAUGAUCCGGUUUCUAUGUACAUUAGUAAUCCUGGUCUUUGUGGACAUCCAGUUCCAAGGGAAUGUUCCAAUCCUCCUAGAGAUCUGCCCACCAAUGGAGCUUCAACGGGAUGUCUUGAAAAUGGUUUCUCUCAGAUGGAUCUUUUUCUAGGAUUAAUUAUUGGUUUUGUGGUGGGCACUUGGAUGGUGUUUUUUGGACUUCUGUUCAUAAAGAGAUGGAGUUAUGCUUAUUUUGGGCUACUCGACAAGCUAUAUGACAGGUUGUAUGCCAUCUCUGUUGUUACUUGGCAAAAAUGGUUCGGACCACGGGUGUGA